This is a messenger RNA of Microthlaspi erraticum, 792 nucleotides long. Lineage: Eukaryota; Viridiplantae; Streptophyta; Magnoliopsida; Brassicales; Brassicaceae. The record is from the annotation of a GenBank genome assembly.
AUGCCUGAAAAUGGUGAAAGGCAUCUUGCUCAGGAGCUUAGGGGUGUCGGGUUAUCAGCUUAUGACAUGCCGGAAUGGAAGAAGGAUGCUUUCGGGAAAACUCCGACUUUUGGACAGAGAUCAAAGCUCUCUAUGCAGGAGCAAAGGGAGAGCCUUCCUAUAUACAAGCUGAAAAAGGAGUUGAUACAGGCUGUGCAUGAUAACCAAGUUCUGGUGGUCAUUGGUGAGACUGGGUCUGGUAAGACGACACAGAUGACUCAGUAUCUUGCCGAAUCAGGUUACACCACAAAAGGAAAGAUUGGGUGUACUCAGCCUCGUAGGGUCGCCGCGAUGUCUGUUGCCAAGAGAGUAGCUGAGGAGUUUGGUUGUCGUUUGGGAGAGGAGGUAGGGGAGAUUCUGACUGAUGAAAACCUCUCUCAAUACUCUGUUAUCAUGCUUGAUGAAGCUCACGAGCGGACAAUUCACACUGAUGUGCUGUUUGGUCUUCUGAAGAAGCUGUUGAAACGCAGGCUUGACCUUCGUUUGAUAGUCACGUCUGCCACAUUGGAUGCAGAGAAGUUCUCUGGGUAUUUCUUCAACUGCAACAUUUUCACAAUCCCUGGAAGAACCUUCCCUGUUGAGAAACUCUACACCAAACAGCCAGAAACCGAUUACUUGGAUGCAGCUCUCAUCACAGUUCUUCAGAUCCACUUGACUGAACCAGAGGGUGACAUUCUUGUGUUUUUGACGGGACAGGAAGAAAUCGAUUCCUGCUUGCCAGUCUCUGUACGAGAGAAUGAAGAAUCUAGGUAA